CAGUCACUAUUAGAGAUAGACCAUAACAAUGAACGCAUGGUAAUACCAACAAAUUCCUGGCAAUUCGUGAAAAAUAGUUUGCAAUGGAAACAAAUUUUUCAUUUUCUACAAUCUUUUACAGCAACGAGUUUGAAAAUUUCUUUGUGAAACGAAAUGAAUCGGAUGUCACAGUAUGUGAUAAUGUACAGUGGCCAGAAAGUUGGCAGAAUAUUUACCAACUGUUUACUUUCAUUGGGAUCGUUUUAGUUGUCUUAAGCUGUGUUGGAAAUAUUGUAGCAAUUGUGUUCAUCAGGAAAAACCCCGCACUCCAUUCCCCAACGUAUACCGGAAUUGCGUGCCUAGCGUUCUGCGACAUAAUCGCCGCAAUUUUUCGCUUUCUUAAGUUUCGUUCUCAUUCUAUCUACGUUGUGAUUGAUGUUUGCAAUGACUUAGAACUAUCUGUCUUUGAGGAUUCGCUCUCAAUUUUAUCAUUUCUGACACUGAAUUCAUCAUAUUUUCAUCUUACAAUGAUAUCCGCGGUACGAUAUAGACUGAUUUCCCGCCCUUUUAAGACUUACAUAGGUCUAAGCUGUAGAACUGUAUUGCAGUAUUCAGCUGUCUGCUGGGUUCUCUCGCUGCUCGCAAGUUUUGGAUAUGGCGCCAAAGUAUUAACCAUAAGCCACGCGGAGGAACACAUAUCUGACGUCAUAGAAAUCGCAUUCGUUAUAUAUCUAUUUUCAAUUACCAUUAUUCCGUUACUGACGAUUCACAUUUUGAAAAUUCGAAAGCUUCGAAAAUCACUUGUAGUCAACAAAAGACAUGAAGUGCGCAUGCACACAAUGAUGGCAGUGAUCUCAAUAAGUACAGUGGCUUGUAUCGUCCCCAUUGCCGGGCUGCAGGUAAACAAAUCCAUCAAGGACGCGCGCCACGCCUUCAGCAGACGAGAGUUAUUUGUCCAGGGCCAGCUGUCCCAGGUUUUUCUGGCGCUGAACCACGCUCUGCAUCCUCUUCUCUUCUUCCUUCUGUCCGAACUGACCAAGAAAAAAUUCAAACCUUUCUCUCAGAAUGACGUCAUCAACAAGUGUUUGGUCCUAAGCGAGGAAUCUUUAAGAAGAAAAAUACAUGUUGCAGAUCAAAAAAAUUCUAAACCCUCUUGAGUUCUCAGAAAUACCAACAUUUGGUUGGCAACGAAAAUUACAUGCAAAUGCAAGAUGUUUGACCAAUAACGUUAU
Saccostrea cuccullata (small rock oyster) is the source of this 1211-nucleotide messenger RNA. Its product is annotated as melanocyte-stimulating hormone receptor-like. The record is from RefSeq and is a predicted model, not a curated record. Gene Ontology annotation, biological process: G protein-coupled receptor signaling pathway. The transcript is spliced from 2 exons. Lineage: Eukaryota; Metazoa; Mollusca; Bivalvia; Ostreida; Ostreidae. Bases 84 to 1136 code for a protein of 350 amino acids. Gene Ontology annotation, cellular component: membrane. Gene Ontology annotation, molecular function: G protein-coupled receptor activity.